Molecule: messenger RNA, 1046 nt
Organism: Homo sapiens (human)
Lineage: Eukaryota; Metazoa; Chordata; Mammalia; Primates; Hominidae
Gene: ATP5PF
Product: ATP synthase peripheral stalk subunit F6
Exons: 4
Coding region: 580-906 (108 amino acids)
Biological process (GO): proton motive force-driven ATP synthesis; proton transmembrane transport
Cellular component (GO): mitochondrion; mitochondrial inner membrane; proton-transporting ATP synthase complex
Molecular function (GO): proton transmembrane transporter activity
Source: RefSeq, marked reviewed
AGAGCGGAGGUGGUGGCGGCGGAGGCUUUGGCAGCUCGGGACUGAGUGCAAGGUGACUGGGAGGGUAGCUAGAUCAGCGUGGCCUUUUGGGACUCCAGUUCUGGGUUUUUUCACGAGGCCUGGGCUGCCUCUCACCUUUACUAGGAGGAGAGAGCAGCUCUGUGUCCUGGGGACCUUCACGGCCUGGCCCGGGGUCACAGCUGACCUCUACGUUUGUAGACCUUGGAGUUUGCCGUAGACCCAGAAAUAAGAUCGAUACCCUCUCUGAGGGCAAAUCGGGGCGGCGCGGGGGGCAGGGAGGCCCGGGGGUCUCGGGCCCGCAGCCUGGCUGGGGCAACCCAAGGUCAGGCGCGCGGGAGAGAUUUUCGGCCAGGCCUACCCGCCCCGGGCGCACGGGAGCGUCUAGGCUACUUAGGCAGAACGUGUACCAUUAAGAGGGAAAAAAUUAGUCAUAAUAUUGAAAGUUUGCAUCCCACCUAAAAACGAUGGUGCUAACACUUCAUUAGGCGACUUUAUGGAUUGUUCAUAGGAAUAUGCACUGAAGAGGCAGCGAACCUACUAACCUUUGGCCGAAUCAGCAUGAUUCUUCAGAGGCUCUUCAGGUUCUCCUCUGUCAUUCGGUCAGCCGUCUCAGUCCAUUUGCGGAGGAACAUUGGUGUUACAGCAGUGGCAUUUAAUAAGGAACUUGAUCCUAUACAGAAACUCUUUGUGGACAAGAUUAGAGAAUACAAAUCUAAGCGACAGACAUCUGGAGGACCUGUUGAUGCUAGUUCAGAGUAUCAGCAAGAGCUGGAGAGGGAGCUUUUUAAGCUCAAGCAAAUGUUUGGUAAUGCAGACAUGAAUACAUUUCCCACCUUCAAAUUUGAAGAUCCCAAAUUUGAAGUCAUCGAAAAACCCCAGGCCUGAAGAAAUAAAGUAAAAUUAAUCUGGUAAUUUGUCACGGAUUAGUUGUACAACUAGUUAGAAGUUUCAGAAUAAACAUGCAUUUCAUAACUGUCAAAUGUUCUUUUAAUUCUGAGUCCAAAUAAAUUAUUUGGUGAUGUUGA